AUGAAAGAAGAAGAUAAUAAAGUUAAAUUAAUUAUAUAUGAAUUUAAUCAAUGUGAUCCUAAGAAAUGUUCUGGACAUAGAUUGGUUAAAUUUAAUAAAGUAAAACCAAUCUCUAUUAAAUCUAGAUUUAACGGUAUAAUGUUAUCCCCAGAAGCUGAUAAGUUUAUUUCAAAAGAAGAUUUAAAUUUAAUUAAAAAAUUUGGAUUAGGAACAAUUGAUUGUAGUUGGAAUAAGAUAGAUGAAUUUAAUUUUAAAAGUCUUAAAUCAAUUAAAAGUAGAGAAAGACACUUGCCAUUUUUAUACGCUGGUAACACUAUUAAUUACGGAAAACCAUAUAAAUUAAAUUGUUUAGAAGCUUAUGCUAGUGCCUUGUAUAUACUCGGAUUUAAAGAACAAUCAAUUGAUUUAUUUGAAGGAUUUUCAUACGUUAAAGGAUUUUUUAAUUUUAAUAAAGAAUUAUUAGAGAAAUAUUCAAAUUGUGAAACAAAUGAGGAAAUUAAAAAAACACAGGAAGAAAUUUUAAAAAAUAAAUAA
Molecule: messenger RNA, 534 nt
Organism: Hepatospora eriocheir
Lineage: Eukaryota; Fungi; Microsporidia; Hepatosporidae
Source: the annotation of a GenBank genome assembly